Miscanthus lutarioriparius is the source of this 837-nucleotide messenger RNA. Lineage: Eukaryota; Viridiplantae; Streptophyta; Magnoliopsida; Poales; Poaceae. The record is from the annotation of a GenBank genome assembly.
AUGUUCCCAUGGCUCGCGCACGGCCACAUCACCCCGUACCUCGAGCUGGCCAGGCGCCUCACAUCCGUGGACCGCCGUGCCGCCGGCGAUAACAUUGACGUGACCGUGCACCUCGUCUCCACGCUCGUGAACAUGUCAGCGAUCGCGCGGCACCAGACUUCGCGGAUCCGCUUCGUGGAGCUCCACCUCCCGAUGCCACCGGACCUACCGCCCAAGCUGCACACCACCAAGCACCUCCCGGCCUGCCUCAUGCCGGCGCUCAAGUGCGCUGCCCGCGUCGGCCGCACGUUCCUGUUCCAGGGCGUCGGGCUCAGCAGCGCCGAGGAGGAGGCCAAGUACACGUCCAUGUUCGCUGUCUGUGACCACCCCGACGCCCUGGUCCCCGAGCGCGACCGCCUGCUGCUCAGCCUCGCGCGCUCCUCGUGCUUCGUGGCCAUCAAGACGUGCGUCGACAUCGAGCGACCCUACAUGGGCUACCUCUUCGAGCUCCUGGACAGCAAGGAGAUCGUCCCCGUCGGCCCGCUGCUCGUGGACGACUCCGUGGAGCGGUUCGGGGAGUUCCGGGCCGAGGACGUGGAGCGCGCGGUGCGCGGGGCCAUGCGCGGGGAGGAGAGCCGCGCGCUCAGGCGCCGCACCGCGGAGCUGCCAGAGGUGGUGGCGCGGAACGACACGGAUGGCGCGCAGGUCAACGCGCUCGUCCAGCGCAUGGCACGGCUCUGCGGCAAGGGACAGCAGCGAGUGCCCGGGCGGCGCCCACGGGUAGAGGAAGUCGAAGAGGAGGUCCGGGCGGAUUGUGAUUUGAUUGCCACUAUCAUCUACGACUACGUCAGCUUCUAA